AUGCCAAGCACAUUUGCCCCAGUUGGCUGCGUUCCAGUCGGCCUCGGGCACGCUGGACUUGCCGACUCCGCGUAUCCGUAUCACGGUACUCCUCCGUAUAGGAUCCGCACUUCCUAUCGCGGGCUAUCGAAGCUGUCGAGACUUUCUCCGAAUCCCGACCCGUCUCUCCUCUCCAUUCUGCUCGUUUCAGCCUUACCAUCCGUGGGAUUCCAUCCAUGGAUCGGCGAUACUCGCCCCUGUCAGCCCCAACGCGCGGAUCGCAAUCAGCAACCACCAACCACGUCGACAAACUCAGACCGCCGCCCAGCCCAGCCUCGCCAACACUCGCACUCAGUACCUCACAAGCCGUCGGUCCGAAUGGCUCAAUUCACUAUUCUGAAAUAA
Penicillium manginii is the source of this 384-nucleotide messenger RNA. RefSeq lists its product as uncharacterized. The coding region runs from base 1 to 384 and encodes 127 amino acids. The transcript has a single exon. Lineage: Eukaryota; Fungi; Ascomycota; Eurotiomycetes; Eurotiales; Aspergillaceae. The record is from RefSeq and is a predicted model, not a curated record.